Rhipicephalus sanguineus (brown dog tick) is the source of this 4346-nucleotide messenger RNA. RefSeq lists its product as uncharacterized. The coding region runs from base 940 to 2652 and encodes 570 amino acids. The transcript has 6 exons. The record is from RefSeq and is a predicted model, not a curated record. NCBI's taxonomy places the organism in Eukaryota, Metazoa, Arthropoda, Arachnida, Ixodida, Ixodidae.
UCGACCGCUCGGCGUGGUCGCGCGUGGAACUGCGUGAACGAAACGGCGUGCUGGCGUCCGUACGGCCGGCGUCGUCUGCUUCUGUAGCCAGUGCGGAUUGGCCGUCGUUGUGUCGUCUGCUACAUCGCGCACCUGUGUGAGAAGCCUAUGGCGUGAAGAAGCAUGCAUCGUCGGGAGACAACUUGAAGCUUGGUUACGCUUUUUUAAAACUGUUGAGCCGAAUUCUGUCAGAACUGUGAUCAGAAGUGUGUUUCGGGCAUCGUCGUGUUUUGCACCACUUCCGGCAUUCUGUGUCGUCUGCUCUACCGGAUUGAGUGAAUAUUUUCGUCUGCUAGCGACUUAUAUUACGUACGUCUGUUCUUAAGUACGUCUGUUCUGCCGCACGAAGAUUGUGUAUUGUCGUCUGCUUGCGGUGAGCAGCUCCACCGCUGCUAUGUCGUCUGCUCCAUGGGAUUGACUGAACGUUUGCGUCUGCCAGCAACUUUCUGACGUACAUCUGCUCUCGCUCAACAACGUGCUUUUGACCGUCCUUGUGUAAAAUUUUCUGGUGGUGAAAUGAAUCAUACGGACGACAUAGGGGGUGGUCAUCUUGGACGAGUCUUCCGUAAAUCGUCUGAGCUCGGGGGUUACUCUGCUUGGUGUCAGUGAGUGACUACGGCCGUAUUUUUGUCUGUUGCUUCGGAUACGGUGCGAAGACGACGCAUUGUGUAAAAGUGUAACGCUUCUGAUUAUUGGUGCCCUGAAGUGAGUGUCCAUCACCCGGCGCAACAACCGCAUUUGUGACCAACUACAACGGAGUGUAUUCCUUAGGAACCGGCACGUAAUCAAUCGCCUGCGUCCUGCAAAGGCGUGUACUUGGAGCCCGUCGUCCGAAACGUGGUGCCAGUGCCGUCCAUCUCGGACCAGGCCGGCGCCGGAGCCACGCUGGUGGCAGCAACCAUGUUGCCACCGGGCGUGCGCCAAUCGUCCAGGAGUGACGUCCUCCUGCACGGGGAAACGAAGAACGUUUGGGAGCUGCGCUUCGCAUACAAGGCCAGCCCGAGGCCACCGUACCUGACCGCCACGGAUUACGUGUUCUACGUCAAGCGACAGACGCAGCGGGAGAACAACCACCACCAUAACCACCACAAUCACCAAAAUGGCGGCGGUCGCUCUCUGACGUCAUCCGGCGGCGGCGAGCAACCGGCUCUCAGCCCGGAGGACGCCAUGGUCGAGCUGACAAACUUCACGGAGCUCAUGCGCCGGCUCAAGGAGGAUCUGCGCUCUUCCUACAGCAGCUUCGUGGAGGAGUUUGUCAGCGAGCCGAACGACGGCGUGACCCUGCUGCUGGACCUGCUCAAGACGUACCGACGGAGCAUGGGCGUCGACCACGGCCGCUACGCCUCCACCAGGGCGAGACAGCAGCAGGCGAAGAAGGCGCAGCGUCUCCUUUCCGACACGCAGACGUCUUCCAAGACCUCGGACACGGAGGACAGUGACCAGAGCGACGCGCAGGCCACGGACUCGGGACGCUCCAGCUUCCUGGAGUACUCGACCGAGACCGAGCAGCCAGCGGGGGAGGAGGUUCUCAUCGACGUGCCCACCAUACGACCGCCAGAUGGCUUCCAGUCCGACUCGGACGACCUGAUCCUUGCCGAAAAGAGAGCGCUCGCAUCGCUCAAGAUCUCAAGCACACCGAAGGCAAUCGAAACCAAAAACACCUCAUCGACGCUUCCCUGCAUCUCGAGCAUUAACCACAGCAAUGGCAGCAAGGCCGCCGCCGCUGCCGUGAACGGCACCAGUCACGACAGCGACGGCAGUUCCGACAAGGACGACGUCAUCGACUGGAACUACCCGGCGCUUCCGGAGCCCAAGCUGUUCCGCAAGAACAGUCGCUCGGCGUCCAGGGGCGACGCGAGCGACGAGAAACCUCGUGUCGUCGGCGUCCACCGCUUCGUCGACUCGGCCACGGCCAGGCGUCGCAGCAAGUCGGAAGACCGGCGGAAGCUGCAGCAACUGCAACACCUCGAGUCCACCCACGAGAUCAUCAGCAACGGCAUUCUUCUCGACAGAUCAAAGGAACCGACGUCGCUGGCUACCCUCUUCCGGAAGCAGCCGAACCUGUCGACGUCAUCUUCGGCGCUGAGCCGAGCUGACCCGGCGCCUUCUUCCGAUGACGUCAACAAGAAGUCCACGUCACCUCCGCUGGACAAGCUGGGUACGAGGCUCGCGACGUCGACGAAUGCCGCAUCCAAGAACGGCUCCGGCAAGACAUCUCUGGACGGUUCGAAGACCUUACCUGGUAGCACUGUGAGCAACGGGAGCAAGCUAGGCCCAACGGCGAGCUUUCCCAAGAACUCACGGCUUUCCACGCUCUCUAUCCCGCGUCGCAGCGGCUCUGAGGAACUCUUGAAGAGCCAGGAAGGUACGCCCGUCGACGAAGGACCCUUCCCAGCAGGCAUCGCGGCGUACAAGGCCAACUUCAUACUGCGGGGACACGGGAACUGCGGUCUGUACUCGGGCGCCACGUUGCCCAAGCCGAAGGCCGGAAGUGAGGUCACGAAGGUUUCCUCUACGUCACCACCGGUGCCGCGCGCCGCUGCGAGAGACUCCAGCACGGAAGUGCAUCGUGAGAUCGCGGACGCUGUGCGACAAAUCGGGGGUUGGUUGUAGUGUUGUGUCUGUUCUUUCUUGUUUCUUGCAGUCGUCGUGAUUUCUCGUCGUUUACAGCAUCUGUGACGUCAGUCGAAGCACAAGACGUCACAUUUCACUGGCGUCUGAAGUGUCUUGCUUUUUCUAGCGCUUGUUCUUGGAUGCUCUGACGGCACUGCCAAGAAACCUUUGGCUGAGAAAAAACGCCAAAGAACGGUAUAAUCGCCUAGAGCCAUGUCUGUAGCUCUGGCCGGGCUGCCGCAUGGAUGGAGCACAAACCGCCUAAUCCUUAAAGAUAUGCUUACCGCUAUCUACUAUGACGUACAUCAAACUCCAUCACUGCCUUUAAAAGCGAGAGCAAACGAAGUUUUUAUUUCCCUUUUUAUAUGCCGUUACAGAUCGUCACGCCUCCGCUGCAGAGGUCUGCCUACCAUUACGUCCCACCCAAGGUUCAUAGAAAGUGAGCCUAGACUGAUCAAUAUAUCUGUUCAUCAAUAGAACUAAGCGAAGUAGUGAUGUCGUCAUGAAUACCGUGCUGUGUUUGCUUCAUUGUAACAGCAGCUCAAUUUCUUAGAAUGCCAGAAGAGGUGUCACAGAAGCCACCUUACUGACCUGCUGGCGUUACAGCCCACCAAGUUGGCCCGAUGACAGUUUAUUUCCCUCUCUCUUAAUAAGUUGUAAAUAACUCGCAACAGCCUUCACACGUCCAUUCGCGUUCGCGGCUUAAUAAUUUAAAUGAAAUCAAAGCUGCUUUUUUUUUUAUUGCUACUGCGUCGCAUCAUCUCAUUUUGUUGACAACGCCCAUCAGAGACGCGUUAUUGUGAAAAACACGUGGCUCGUCGUCUCUUUCUUCGAUUCUUUUUUUCUUCGGAAUCUUCAGAAAAAAAGGGUGUUGGAAAUGGUGUCAGCUUGCCGCGGGGCCGUGUAAAGGUUGUGCACGUAUUUAUGCCAGAACGACGUUUGCGAAUGCCUAUCGACGGGGAUCGGCGUGGCGUGUGCACCACGCAUGUGUCUGGGAUGUGUUAGCCAUCGCGCCUUGAUGCACGGACAUCCUCACGUUUAUCGACGUUAAAGGGCCUCUAAACAACAUCUGAAAGAAAUGCAAAGAAGGAGCGCUUUAUUCUCUGCUGGCGUUUCCAGUCUUUCCGGCACAAUUCGUGACGCCGGCAUUAUGUUCACGUGACGUCAUGAGGAAAGAAGCUCUCCAUUGGUCCACAUGUUAGGGAUAUCAGUUGCGAAUUGUCUCCCACCAUGCUUUUGCCGUGCAGUCGCACGCCGCUCCCGCCUUGCCUCGCAUGACUAUCCGGCGCGAUCAACAGAUUUCACUUGGUUUUGCGCUUUUUGAACUGCGCAAGCGGAUAUAACAGCGUGUAGCCGAAAAACGCGAAAUCUUGAUAGGCUCAAUGCUUAGCGCUGACAUUGUCCAUGUGCCUUAUGAAGGAAUAAGUGGCUAGGAGGAGCUCUGCCGUCUUUGAACACGGCAGUGGUUUAGGGGCCCUUCGACGUCCUGUUUUCUUGUUGUGCCGUUUUCCUCUCUGUCCUUGCGCAGUCUGUCUGCCCAUUCCUUUAUCUUUCGUCGCAAUGCGAAAAAAAAUUUAUUGUCUGGGUGAUGAGACCGUGGUCCUUGUACGCGAGGUCUGUGUGACGACAGGCGUGCAGUGACAGUGCCGGUGGUUCUUGCGCAGUUCAUUUGCAAAUAAAGUCAACGAAUCAUC